CUCCACGAAGUCACUGUACGCGGAUCACAGUUCUGGUCAAACUUCGUCUUCUUUUGACACCUUUCCUGGGAACUAUAUCAAACUGUACAUAUUCGACCGUUUUUAUUCGGCUCGCGUCUCGCCCCGUCUUACCCGUCGGCUUGAGACUUUGCAGACUAAUCGCGAGCCCUUCCAGUGGGGGUGUCACACAGGUCUGAUGCCGCAGCUUCCUGCAUUGAAGGACCACUCGGAGCCCCACACCCCGAACUGAAACCAGGGGGAUUCCUAACUCGGACCCCGCUGUGCUACACAACGAAGCCACUUGGUCUCUUGGUGUUUGCCCGAGUCGAGCCACCGGUGGACUGUUACUAAGUGGAAGCGGAACCGCGAGGACUCCAAUCUGAGAUCUUCCUUCGGAGUUGCUCGUAGCUCGUAGCAGCUAGGUUGCUAAUGGCUAAUAGCAGCAGGUAGCUGGACAGAAGAAGAAAACAGACAUGUGUGUUCUCCUACUAUAGUAGACACACCCGCGAAACCUAUACAUUUGGACGCAGCCAGGCAUGGUACGUUUGAGCGUAAUAACUAGCUGACAUGUUCAAGCAACUGCACUAACUUUGCUAACGUUAGCUAGCCACCUAUAGCUCGUCCUGUUGCUCUGUCAGCGUCAAUAUCGUACAAGGAAAAGGCAAAAGACUCGCCGAGGCUCGCCUUUACAAUUCCAUUUAUCACUUGGCGAAAGACUUGAACAGAACAUGCCCCCCAAAAGAAAGCCGGUGCCCCUGACCAUAACACCCAUCGGAGAAGCACAGGCCACCUCGAACACCAUUGAUGCUGCAUCCGAAGCAAACCUCGAGGCCUUACAAAAGAAACUGGGUGAGCUUGACCUGGACGAGCAACAGAAAAAGAGACUGGAGGCCUUCCUCACCCAGAAAGCUCAGGUCGGGGAGUUGAAGGACGAGGAUUUUGACCCCAUUUGUGAGUUAGGUGCGGGCAAUGGAGGAGUGGUCAACAAGGUGCGCCACAAACCUUCCGGUUUGGUUAUGGCUCGCAAGUUGAUCCAUCUGGAAAUUAAGCCUGCCAUCAGGAACCAGAUUAUCAGAGAGCUGCAGGUUCUGCAUGAAUGCAACUCCCCCUACAUUGUGGGCUUUUAUGGCGCUUUUUACAGCGAUGGAGAGAUCAGCAUCUGUAUGGAACACAUGGACGGUGGCUCCUUGGACCAGGUUCUAAAGGAGGCACGCAAAAUCCCUGAAGACAUCCUAGGAAAAGUCAGCAUAGCUGUGCUGAGAGGAUUGGCCUAUCUGCGGGAAAAACAUCAGAUCAUGCACAGAGACGUCAAACCCUCAAACAUCCUGGUGAACUCUCGUGGUGAGAUAAAGCUCUGUGACUUCGGUGUGAGCGGCCAGCUUAUUGACUCGAUGGCCAACUCCUUUGUGGGAACACGCUCGUACAUGUCGCCGGAGAGACUGCAGGGGACUCACUAUUCUGUUCAGUCUGACGUAUGGAGUAUGGGUCUGUCCCUGGUAGAGCUGGCCAUCGGCCGCUACCCAAUACCCCCUCCAGACGCCAAAGAGCUAGAGGCGAUCUUUGGACGGGCUGUCUUGGACGGGGCUGAGGGAGAUCAGCAGAGCAACACACAGAGGCCCAGACCACCUGGAAGACCUGUUAGCGGACAUGGGAUGGACAGUAGACCCGCCAUGGCCAUCUUUGAACUCUUGGACUACAUUGUGAAUGAGCCACCUCCAAAGCUACCACAUGGUGUCUUCACUAAUGACUUCCAGGACUUUGUCACAAAAUGCUUGAUCAAGAACCCAGCUGACAGGGCAGAUCUGAAGAAACUUAUGAGUCACACGUUCAUCAAGCGGUCAGAAGUGGAUGUAGUGGACUUUGCCGGCUAUUUGUGCAAAACCAUGGGCCUGAACCAGCCCAGCACCCCCACCCACAGCACUGAGUGAACAAGGCCCAGCUGCUCCACCUCUCACAUCUGGGUUUUGCUUGCAAACACAUUCAAAAUACUGUACAUACACAAGCCAUCACACACAAUGGCACUUUCCCAUGUUAUUUGGUAAAUCAGUUUUGGCUCAGCCCAGUUUUUAUUUCCCUCCUCCAAUGGAAGGAGCUUGUCUGAAUCAUUGUACUGUAAGACCACAGCUUCACCAUGCCAGUGUCACUCUCCUGCACUGCCUCACAGGAUGUUAAGCACUGAAGGGCUGCUCGAUUGUCAGCUGAAUUUUCAUUGAUCGAAAAACUUCUUUCCAAUUGUUUGGUUUUCUGAAUCGUUUUACCCCCCCCCCCUCCAUGGCAAUGUUUGAUGGCUUGUGGUUUGUACUUGAAUAAAGGCUCUGCUGUAGUGAAGCAAGUCUGAAUUGAGGGUCAUAAAUGUAUCAUCCAUGGGUUGUCCAAUUUGAUUUGGCAGUCAAAUGCAUUUGAAGACAAGAAGUCCAGCCAGUUCAUUCUGAAAUUUCAACUUGUGAUAGCCCAUCUAGUAUUCUGUGGAAGACGGCAGGGAAGGCAUGUCGCAGCUAUUAUGUAUAUUACCUUCCAGAACAAUGAGACAUCACAAAAUGGUUUUGUCAUGAUGAUACCCUUUUAUCCAUAUCUAAUUCCACACAAAUUUAGGAUAUAACAUCUCACAUUUACUGACAGAGGGGGCUCACAAUGAGGAAAUAUAAUGCCAGGUUGUCUUUAUUUAAAUUGAGGAAAAAGAAUGAUUCAAAUGUAUUCAUAAGAUGUUAACGCAUGGUUUAUCUACUGUAUGUGUGUUUUGUUUCCUAGGAUCAAGGUGGGGGGUAAAUUAGCCAAUGUUUUUAUUUUUAUCAACCUCUGAAAUAUCAAUCUGAAAUGUUCAAUCAUGAUUUUUGACUAUAGCUUUUUUUCUUUGUUGAUGGUCUCUUCUCCCCUCUUGCAGAUGUUUAGUUUUGUUCUCAUUGUACUGCUACGUGUGAAGUACUGGGCUUUCUCUUGUGACACGAGCAGGACAUGCGACCAGGCGACCUUUCUUUUUCAGCACAUACAAAUUCACUUACUAGUGCAACUCCCAACAAGUUCAAGCAAAAAGAAAAAAGGAAAAAAAAAAGCUGUGGGUUGAACACUUUACCCAUGUCAGUGUUGAUUACAUGGUGGUGGUGUUACUUUACUAGCCUGCUGUCUUGCUCGAGCUCUUGUAUUCUCUCUGCUUAUGGCUGCCCUGACUUACAACCCCCAGAAUGUGCAUUCGUUAAUGCAAAGAUGGAUGCAUUGGCACUUGUAUGUGUACAAAGCUAUAUACAAAAAAAUAAUAAUAACAGGAGUACUAUUUUGCAGUCUUAAUAUACAAAUUUUUGAUUUAUGUAAAUGACAAGGGAGAAGAGUCAUAAUAUAAAAUGUGUUGGAUAUGGUUAUAAUGUAUAAAAAAUAUUCAA
Messenger RNA from Synchiropus splendidus (mandarinfish), 3374 nucleotides. RefSeq names its product mitogen-activated protein kinase kinase 2a (gene map2k2a). The coding region runs from base 729 to 1928 and encodes 399 amino acids. The record is from RefSeq and is a predicted model, not a curated record. The transcript is spliced from 11 exons. Gene Ontology annotation, biological process: protein phosphorylation. Lineage: Eukaryota; Metazoa; Chordata; Actinopteri; Syngnathiformes; Callionymidae. Gene Ontology annotation, molecular function: protein kinase activity; ATP binding.